Hipposideros armiger (great roundleaf bat) is the source of this 1319-nucleotide messenger RNA. RefSeq names its product submaxillary mucin-like protein. Lineage: Eukaryota; Metazoa; Chordata; Mammalia; Chiroptera; Hipposideridae. The transcript is spliced from 20 exons. The record is from RefSeq and is a predicted model, not a curated record. The annotation marks the transcript as partial. Gene Ontology annotation, molecular function: protein binding.
GAGCCACCACUGGUACAGCUGAGAAGCCAAGUCCUGGAAGUAAAACAGGCACCAGUGGUGUAGUGUCUGGCACAACAAUUGCGUCUGGAAGUUCCAACACAGGGGCCACAACGUCUUUGGAAAGUGGUGGAACCACUGAGGGUGGAAUUAAAAUAGUUACCCUCGGGGUGACUCCUGGCACGACCAUUGCACCCAGGAGUUCCAAUACAAAGGCUACAACUUCUAUAGAAAUUGGAGCUACCACUGGAGUUGGAAUGGCAACUGGAGUCACCAAUAUCAUUCCAGGGAUCCAAUCUACUGGAAGUAAAACAGGUAUUACUGAGAUAGCCUCUGGCACAACCGUUAUUUCUGAAAGUGCCAACACAGGGGCCACCACUGGAGUUGGAAUGCAAACAAGUACCUCUGUAAUAUCAAGUGAAAUUACUGGUUUCCCAGAAAGGUCCAGCCCAGGUAACUUCAAGGAAGCAUCUGAAACAACCACUGCCCCUAGGAUUUCUACCACAGGUAAUACCUCAGUGUCAAAUGGAAUUAAAACAAGUCUGAAAGUAUUCUUCCCAGAAACCAUUAUAGUAACAACAGGCGAUCAAGAAACUGAAAAUAAAACAGGAUGUCCAGCAUCUCUUCCACCACCUCCAGUUUGCCAUGGUCCACUGGGAGAAGAGAAAUCUCCUGGAGACAUAUGGACUGCCAACUGCCACAGAUGUACCUGUACUAAUGCAAAUUCUGUAGACUGUAAACCCAAAGAGUGCCCUUCUCCACCCACAUGCAAAGAUGGAGAGAGGCUUGUGAAGUUCAAAGCUAACGAUACAUGCUGUGAAAUCGGACACUGUGAACCAAGAACAUGUUUAUUUAACAACACCAACCAUGAGAUUGGCACUUCAUUUGGUGACUCCAAUAACCCAUGCAUCACCUACUCCUGCCAAAACACUGGUUUCAUUGCAGUAGUCCAAGAUUGCCCAAAACAGACCUGGUGUGCAGAAAAAGACAGAGUCUACGAUUCAAGAAAAUGUUGCUAUACAUGUAAUACUAAUUGCAGAUCUUCCCUCGUGAAUGUGACGGUUAAGUACAAUGGUUGCAAGAAAAAAGUUGAGAUGGCAAGAUGCACAGGGGAAUGCAAAAACACCAUCAAGUACAAUUAUGAUAUCUAUCAAUUGGAAAAUUCAUGCCUUUGCUGUCGAGAAGAAAACUACGAAUUCAGAGAAAUUACUCUUGACUGUCCUGAUGGCAGUACAAUACCUUACAGAUACAGGCACAUCACAGUAUGCUCUUGCUUAGACAAGUGCCGGAACUCUAUGAGCUCAGCGCGUUCAGAGUCUUGA